UUGAACUACCCAUUAGUGGGCAAGAAACUAACUACACGCUUCUAUAUAUCAAAUCAAUCACACAAAUUCACAAUCUUUUUCCACUUUUAUCCCCAAAUUCAUGUUUUUUCAACUGGGUUUACAUAAUGACUGAAAUCAAGAAAUUCUUUAGUAUACUCUGCAAACCCUGCACAGGUAAAUCAGAAGAUAAAGAAAAGGUUGCUGUACCUCAAGAACAGAAGAUUUUCACAGUUCAAUCACUUAUUUCUGCUACAAAUAAUUUUGAAAAUAAGCUUGGUCAAGGGGGUUUUGGCCCUGUUUUUAAGGGGAAGUUGCAGGAUGGGAGGGAGAUUGCUGUGAAGAAGCUAUCAGAGACUUCGAAACAAGGGAAGAGGGAGUUUAUGAAUGAGGCUCGGUUAUUGGCAUGCAUACAACAUCGUAAUGUUGUGAGUUUGUUGGGGUAUUGUGCUGUCCCGGAGAAGCUUUUGGUGUACGAAUAUGUGGUUAACGAGAGCCUCGAUAAGCUUCUUUUCAAAUCUGCAAAGCGGGAUGUACUUGACUGGAAACGAAGAUAUUCCAUAAUUGAUGGUGUAGCACAAGGCUUACUUUAUCUACAUGAAGACUCAUAUGAACGCAUCAUUCACAGAGAUAUAAAGGCCAGCAAUAUCUUACUAGAUAAAAGAUGGAGACCCAAGAUUGCCGAUUUUGGUAUGGCUAGGCUCUACCCUGAAGAUAAAACUCAUGUCAACACCCGUGUAGCCGGAACCAAUGGAUAUAUGGCACCAGAGUAUGCAAUGCACGGUAAUUUAUCAAUAAAGGCCGAUGUAUAUAGUUAUGGCGUAGUGGUUUUAGAGCUCAUUAGUGGUCACAAGAACUCUACAUUUAACCUGGAUCCAGAGUGUCAAAAUCUACUUGAUUGGGCAUUUAAGCUAUACGAGAAAGGAAAAGUUGCAGAAAUCAUGGAUCCGACGCUAGCCACAUCAGCUGACCCUAAUCAGGUUGCUACUUGUACACAGAUUGGAUUACUAUGCACCCAAUCCGACCCUAAGCUACGGCCCACCAUGCGCCAGGUGACGAUCAUGCUAUCCAAGGGAGGUGCACUAGACGAACCAACCAAGCCCGGGUACCAAGGUAUAAAAUCUAGAAGACCAAGUAGAGCGUCUACUUCAUCUUCAUCGAUGGGGGCUUCUAGCCAGACACAUUCCAUUUCUUCUAGGUCCACCACCACUACCACCAUGGCCAAUGGCGGUAACGCUAACGCCAACACAUGGGCUUUUGCGGGUUCAACCUCAAAGGUUCGUCAUAACCAUCCAAGUUCAAGUCAUGUGAAUUCGAUAGCGGAUCCUCAUGGCAAGCGGCCCAUUGAAGGGUAAAGACUAAAGAGUGGUGUUAUAGAUUAGGAGAUGGUUGCAUUUUUUUGUUGUUUUGUACAAAAGUUGUUCAUAGUGUACAUUAUAAGAGAAAGAGAGAUAUGAUAUACUAGUUUUGAGUUUUAUA
This is a messenger RNA of Helianthus annuus (common sunflower), 1476 nucleotides long. RefSeq names its product putative receptor-like protein kinase At4g00960. Gene Ontology annotation, molecular function: ATP binding; protein kinase activity. Lineage: Eukaryota; Viridiplantae; Streptophyta; Magnoliopsida; Asterales; Asteraceae. The record is from RefSeq and is a predicted model, not a curated record. The transcript is spliced from 6 exons. Bases 126 to 1352 code for a protein of 408 amino acids. Gene Ontology annotation, biological process: protein phosphorylation.